CCUUGACUCUCAAGAGCUCCUCCGCCAAUGGUCGCUCCUGCGUCCGCCGCCGCCGGCCGAGGAGCCGCGCUGCCGCUGGCGGGCCGGCGCCGCUCCCGAUCAGUCGCCUGUGCCGAAGAGUGCCGCGAGCGCUCCGUCUCGUUUCGGCUGCAGCAGGGCGGCGGCGCGCCUCUCUUCUACCGGCCUGCCUCGCGGAUCAUCCGCGACCUCGGCGUGCUCGCCCUCGCGGCGCACGGCCGGCAGCACCAGCGCGCGCCUCGCGUCCUCGACGCCAUGUCCGGCUCCGGCGUGCGGGCUCUCCGCUACUCUCACGAGGCAAACGCGAGCUUUGUGCACGCGAACGAGCGCAUGUUCGGAGAGCACCCGCUCCGCGCCAACCUCGAGCCGCUCCUCUCGGCCGGCCGCGCACGCGUCACCGCCGACGACGCCGUCGACGUCUACAUGCGCUCGCGGCUGGACGGGUCGCUGUACGACCUUGUGGACGCCGACGCGUUUGGCACGGGCCAGCCGCACGCCGCAGAGGCGUGGUGGGCGUGCAGGACGGGCGGCCUCGUCUACCUGUGCGCCACUGACUCGCUGACCACCAGCGGCAGCAACCCGCACCAGGCAGCAGCCGGGUACGCCGCUGUCACGCACAAGUUCCCUGGCUGCAACGAGGCGGGCCUGCGGCUGCUCGUCGGCACGGCGGCGCGUGAGGCGGCGGCGAGGCACCUCACCGCUUCGCCCGUCUUCAGCUUCUUCCACCGCCCCUCCUCCACGUUCCGCGUGAUGAUGCGGCUCGACGCGGCGAAGCGGCCGCCCGCCUCGGGCUUCGCGGCGCUCUCGCACGUCGCUCGCUGCCCGAGUUGCGGCGAGGUGAUGGGCCCGAUGUGGGUCGGGCCGAUGCACGACGCCGAAUUCGUGGCGGGGAUGCGAGGCGACGCGGCGGCACGCGGCUGGAGCGAGCCGGACCGGCUGCUCGGCUCCUUCCUGGAGGAGGCGGAGGCGGAGGCGAAAGGCGCCCUCCUCUUCUACCACCUCGGGGAGGUGCAGCGCGCGCUCGCCAAGCGGGGUCUGCGCCAGCCGCCGCUCGCCGCGCUGCUGCCGCUGCUGCGCGGCGCCGGCUUUGGGGCCGCGCAGGCGCACAGCGAGACGAAGUCCCUCAAGACGAGCGCAACGCUCGACGAGGUUGUGCGCGUCGUGUCCGAAGCCAAACACCGCGCCGGCGUAUAG
Emiliania huxleyi CCMP1516 is the source of this 1212-nucleotide messenger RNA. RefSeq lists its product as hypothetical. Gene Ontology annotation, biological process: tRNA N2-guanine methylation. The transcript has 2 exons. The record is from RefSeq and is a predicted model, not a curated record. Gene Ontology annotation, cellular component: nucleus. Gene Ontology annotation, molecular function: RNA binding. Lineage: Eukaryota; Haptophyta; Isochrysidales; Noelaerhabdaceae. The coding region runs from base 28 to 1212 and encodes 394 amino acids.